UCUAGUUUAGGAGUACAGAAGUACAAGGUACAAGCCAGACGUGAUCAUAGACACUCUGCUUCUGUGUGCUGUCGGAUCAGAUCAAUGGGUUGCUGCUUGUGCACAUCUCAAGGAAAGAAAGACAAACGCCAAGGUCCAGUGCCUGAUGUGAUGGCAACACGAAGGAGGAUGCCUCUGCCUCCACCAACGAAUCCAUCGCCAUCAGAAUUCUACUCGUAUGCUGAUCCUAAAGUAUCAAUCUUGAAGAGACUUGGGAGACGACUCGGCAGCGGUGGCAGCAGUGAGAAAAAACCGAGAGAGGGAAACAUUCCUUUGCCUCCCAUCCCACAGGAAAACUCCACUGGGCUCUAUGUCGACGACAAGACAAACACAGAAAUGCAAAGAAAUUCGAAUGAAACAGAACAGAGGCUAACGAUGGAUAGCGAGUACUUGCAAGUACAUGAAGGCACACAAGGCAGUUGUGUGGAAGAUAGUUGUUAUACAAAUACGAAUACUCAGAGUACACUCCAACAGGUGUGUACUAAGGAAUGUCCAAUCGAAGAGGAAUUAUAUGUGAAUGCGACUCCACCACCGAUGGAGGAGAGGCCACAAAAUUGUCUCACAACAGAUGACGUCUACAUCAACAGUGACCAAGUGAGUAGACAUGGAUCAGACCAAUGCUGUGCGUCUACAGACGACUUGUACAUGAACACCGACCAAACACAUACACACGAGUCCCAGCAAGGCUCGAUGUGUGUAUCCAUGGACGACGUUUACAUAAACACCGACCAAGCGAAUGGGCACGAGUCUGAGCAAUGCAACUUACCGUGUGCUAUUUACGAGUCAAUAAAUGACAAAUUACGGAAAAAAAGAUUUGACAAAAUAGGAAUUGAUAUCAACACACCCGUGUUUCCAAAAUACUUGAAUGUAACAUCAGAGCCGUCGUAUUACAAUGUCAAUAUGUCAAUGACAGUCGACAUCCACAGCUCACGAUCAGACACACAAUUAGAGGAACCAAACGUAUACGAGGCUGUCGACUAUUGAACUCAUUAAUAUCAACAUAAUUUAUAAAGUAUGUAACAACGAUUUUCUGCUCACUGUAGUAUAGUGUGGAUUAUAUAGUGACUUCAUUGAGUCAUACGAUGACACUUUGUUAUCGGACAGAUUUGUGUUUCAUAUUCAGUCUAUUUGUGACUAUACUUGUUGCAUUUGUAGAGAUCGACUGUACAGCUAUAUGUACAAGUAUGUAUAUAAAUAAAGAAAAUUUGUCUCAA
Molecule: messenger RNA, 1253 nt
Organism: Corticium candelabrum
Lineage: Eukaryota; Metazoa; Porifera; Homoscleromorpha; Homosclerophorida; Plakinidae
Exons: 2
Coding region: 85-1023 (312 amino acids)
Source: RefSeq, a predicted model, not a curated record